AUGAGAGCCGUGUGUGAUAGCCGUCGUUGUACCCGAACGUGUUGUUUGCGAUGGCUGGCUGACGGUAACGGUGAGUGCACGGAACGAGGUAUCGACUCGAGACGACUCCUACUUGCCAUUGAUCCGUACCUACAGCAAUCGUCGUCGAUCAUGAUGAGUUCUGCCGACAAGCAAUCCGUCCUACGGGAAGAAAAAGGUUCCAAACGACGACUUUCGUGCUUUCUACAAAACCUCCAGCGGAAGAACACGAAACAAACCCAACGACGGCGUUCGUUGCCGCUCACCCGUGAUAUCUCUCGUCACGAUGCCGAUCCCAACCGCGAUUCCAAUCCAAACGGAGGAAUACCACGAUUGGAGACUUACGCUUCUACGGUACUUCAAUCCAACGAGGCGGCGAUGCCGGUCGUCGUCGGAGACGCUAGGACAACAACAUCAACCGCAACCGCUAGUACUGUUACUCACGACGACAGUGGUACGCCAGAGCAGGAGCACCGCACCGCAACCACGCCUCCCGAUGCGUGCACGGACUCCGCCAACGCUACUGAUACGGUAGCCGAAGACGAAUGGGCCUGUCCACAGUGUACACUACGGAAUCGAUUGCGAAGCAAACGCUGUCAAGCGUGUGCUUGUCGACGUCCGCCGUCGUCAGUGGACGCAUCGUACCUCGCAAUACCGUCGUCGUCGUCAGCUCCAGCCGUCACACACCGUCGGGACACUCGAAACAAAUCUUCGCCUUCGUCAGGAACUACCGCCUCUUUGGUGGAUGCGGGGUGCGACGCCACCGCGGCUCGGGAAAACAAAGGCACACCCCCUACCACCAGUGCACAGAACAAAAGGAAAAGUCCCGACUCGACGAAACUGUCGUCGCCGCCCAAGAAGCAAAAAGUUAGACAAGCCACUACCAAUAAGACUACACCGCGAUCUCCCACAACCAUUCCUGUUAGACAGACUACCGCGGCGGAAGCCCCACGUUCAUUGCUUACGUCGAUAGAGGAAUCAAAGUACCAUUCCGGAACUGCUUUUCAGCAAAGACAGUCUCCACAAAUAAAUACGACCUACACGUCUCAGAACACCCAUGUCUGGGACGCCGCUCGAAAGUUGACGAAACAACAAGGUGAGUUAAUUCAACAGCAACACUUAUCCAUUGUCGAUAUGCAACAACGGAUGGCUGUCUUAAGCGACCGACACGACGAACUGGUUCAACUCCUACACGAGUUGCGGGCCCAACAAGGUGCGCCACUGUUCAGCACGGAUCCAGUGGGUUCCACAAUUACCCCAGGCUUGGACGACUCUCGUACUAUAGCACACUCUCGGCUAAAGAAACCGACCGACUUGGCGUUCGAGCCCUCAACGCAAACGCUGUCUCAAUCGUUGUCCCAAGUUUCCCCCACUAUCGAAUCACCUAUUCUUUCGGAAGGCUCUCAGACGAUGGACCCAAACGAACUUUCCUUCUCCCAGCUCUACUCAAGAACAAAGGGAGUUCCUUUCCCUCCGCCAUCCCCGGGUGCCUCAUCAAGUACCGCACAUCUCACUUCCCAAGACAUGCUCGCUUCCCAGACCGUAUGCGUGACAACAAAUGCUAGUGCUUUUGCCUCUUUGGAGACCAUUUCUUCGAAAGCAAAUAGGUUGUCUCGCCUCCAGACCACAGAGGCUACAGCUGGCUCCGACUACGGUUCCUCCAAUACGCACCAGGACAGUGCUCGUCGUGAUUCGCAACUACAGAGGAAAGUCAACAACAUACCUUUGGGAACGGCAACCAAUCGCAAAAUGCCAACGGCAACUCCCGGAAACCAUUCCACGACUUGGAUUUCCAACAGAUCGGCGCGAACUUUUUUGAAAGAUCUGGACGUGACCGAUGAGGCGGCGUCAAGAGCUAAGUGUAGCGAACACCCAACUUGGGAAAAAUCUCGCAACGACCAGAGAAUGACACGACGUCGUACGUAUGGUGGAGCCGAUUCGCGCAAGGACGCUUUGUGGGACGACGAGGAUGGUGUCGUAGGGUGUGAGCAUAGCCAGAAACCCACUUUUGCCUACCAGGAAACUGUCCGCUGUAGGGCCCAGCGUCAAAACCUGCCAUGCCACGACUGUACGGAAUGCCGUCGCUUUUUGGAAAUUUUGCGCGAACAAGGGCACGAUCUUAGUCAGACCAACGAACCCCUUCAGUACAGUCGCCAUCGGGCGUCGUUUACUCCACCCGAAACUCCAGCGGACUUUUGGGAGCUGGAUUUCAUUGACGAAAAGCGACAGCGGGAAAAGGAAGAGGCCGAGCAAGCGUCGGCAUCAAUGGAGCGGAAUAAGGGGAAAAUUUGA
Messenger RNA from Phaeodactylum tricornutum CCAP 1055/1, 2310 nucleotides. RefSeq lists its product with no specific name. The record is from RefSeq and is a predicted model, not a curated record. NCBI's taxonomy places the organism in Eukaryota, Bacillariophyta, Bacillariophyceae, Surirellales, Neidiaceae. The transcript has a single exon. The coding region runs from base 1 to 2310 and encodes 769 amino acids. Gene Ontology annotation, biological process: DNA repair.